Molecule: messenger RNA, 3099 nt
Organism: Cyclocybe aegerita
Lineage: Eukaryota; Fungi; Basidiomycota; Agaricomycetes; Agaricales; Hemipholiotaceae
Source: the annotation of a GenBank genome assembly
AUGAAGCUCUUUUACAUCAAAGCGGCACCACUCAACAUGAUGCUACUCUCCUUUGUGGAUGAUGGGACUAUCUUAGCCCAGUCCAAACACCUUGAUGAUAAUAAUGUGGGCCUGCGUAAGGCUUAUAAGAUUAUCAACCUCUUAUUUGUUGCCUUCACACUUGUCCUUGAACACAACAAGGACAAAUUGUUCCAUUUUUUGCCCCAACGAGACACCUACAAUCCCUCACUGGAUCUGGGGUACACCCCACAUACAGGUGCUACACCUUUGAAGCCCAAGACCUAUUGGAGGUACCUGGGCUUCUACUUUGACUGCAGGCUCACUUUCCAUGAGCAUGUUCACUACUAUGCGACAAAGGCAUUCACCACUGUGCAGGCCAUGCGCAUGCUUGGGAACUGUGGUCUUGAGGCCCUCGCUGGUCUCAUCCCCAUCCAUCUCAUGCUGAAGAAGUUGGCCACACGUGCGGUGUACCGCAUUGCUACCCUCUCAGAUACUCACCCUCUGCACUCCAUGAUGGGCAAGAGACUCCUCAAGUGGGCUGAACCCCAUGCCUGCUCUGCCACCUUGAUGACCCCAGCUAUGAGGGGAAAAGUCAAGAGCACUGUCAUGGAGGUGGACAAACGUGUCCACACCUUAACUGAGAGCUUUGAGCCCUUUGCACCCGAAGCUCGCCCUGGUGACCAGUUACUGGACCGCUAUGCAGACCGUCUCUGCUUCGACGAGCACGAUCCUACUCAGGAUGGCCCUCAGCCAACCGAUCUUCCUCGCUGGCGCUGCUGGAAGUGGGGCCACCCCACCGUCGCCUGUAAGGCGAAACAACUCUCUUGCCCCAUCUGCUCAGGUCCGCACGAGCAGAAGGAGCACCGUCAACAUGCGGGAUGUUGCAAGGGCAACACGAAAGUGAAGCCUCCUGUGCUGCCCACCCCUCACGACCAGCCCUGCCCCCACAAGGGCCGCUGUGUCAACUGCCACAAGGACCGUGCUGCCAACUCGGCUUUGUGUAAGUUCUGGGCCCAUCGCUACGAGCGUGAGUGGAUCAUGGCUGAGUAUCGUCAGCUGCAGAUGGUGCACAUUAAGGAAGAGGAAGUUCCCCGCGUGAUCGCCUAUGUUUCGACUAGGCUCUCCCGCUAUUGUCCCGCUAUGCAUCACGACAUUCUUGUCCUCUCCCUCUUUAGCGUGGGCGAGGUUCUUAACUUAAUGAACAUCUAUUCCGACGAUCAACACACAGCCAUUGAGCACCUCGCUGCUCGCAUGCAUUCUUUACCACCUUUCAUUUAUAUGGCUGGUGACUUCAACUGCGUGUCGACGACUUGGGAUGACUAUGAGCAUGGCGAGUCGUCAACGGCAAUAUCCCUGCGGGACACCGCAUCUCAGAUCGGCCUCGAGUGGGCACGACCUUCCAACCAUGGACCGACGAGGAUCAGUCCUAAUCCAAACCAGAGAUCCAACGUGUUGGAUCUUGUAUUCUUAGCUCCAUCUGAGAUUCUAAUCUCGAUGCCCAGAUUGGAGCACGAUCUUCAGGGUCCAUCAGAUCAUGUCCCGAUCUGUACAGAUCUUGAUAUCGGUCCUGAACCGCCUGGAUCUGGGCGAUGGACAAUUAAACCCGGAAGUGAGGCUGAAAAGUCUUUCAUUUCAGACAUUCUCCGGGAUCUUGCGGCUAUUCCUGUUGCAGCCCCGGCAACCAAGGAAGGCGUUGAAGCUUUGGCGGAUGCUAUUGCGACAGCGUUCUCGGACGCAUGGCUUGCCCAUUCGACCGAGUCCAAACCUACCAAACGCUCCAAGUCCUGGUGGACAGACGAGUGCUCGGAGACAUUUGGAGUAUAUCAGUUGAGCCGUUUGCUCGCUGAUUACAACAAGUUUAAGAAGGCGUGUAAGGACGCCAAGCGUGACUUCUUCGAUGAACGCAUCACAGAAAUCGCCACUUCUUGCAAGCGCCCAUGGGACCUAAUGGAAUGGGUCAAACAGCGCAAGCUACCCCCCUGUGAGGCUAUUCGCAAUGGCAACCAGCCUUGUCAUGAUAUGGACGACCUAUGGGACACCCUUCACAGCACAUACAACUCGGCCUCGGGUCGCGAGUAUGAUGCCUCCGUCUUAGAUGAGCUUCCCGACAAGCCAGUCCGUGAGUGGGCUGACUUCUCGGAGCACGAGUUGUUGAGUGCCCUUAAGGGGUAUUCCAACUCCUCUGCGCCAGGUCCGGACCACGUUACAUGGGUCCACCUAAAGGAGUUGCUCAAGGAUAAACAUGUCCUUGCGCUCUUCAUCGUGCUGGCCAACGCUUGCCUUCAGGUGGGUCAUUGGCCACGUAUAUUCAAGGAGUCACUAUCGGUUAUCGUUCCAAAGCCGAACAAGCCCUCCUAUGCUGUACCGAAGGCCUUCAGGCUGAUCGUACUCCUCAUCACUUUUGGUAAACUUAUAGAAAAGAUGAUUGCCAAUAGGAUACAGUUUGAUGCUGUCAAGCAUGAUAUCUUUCAUCCCAACCAACUUGGCGGCAUUCGCCAGAGGUCAACUGAGGAUGCUGGAUUGAUUCUGACUCAUCUCGUGCAAGCGGGGUGGGUUAAGGGUCUCCAGACUAGCGCACUGGCUUUUGACAUUGCGCAGUUCUUCCCUUCUAUCAACCAUGAGAUGUUCAUGGCUGUUCUUCGCAAGCAAGGGUUCUCGCCGGUUCUGGUGGAGUUCUUUGCCUCCUAUCUUGUCGGUCGUUCCACAGUCUACUGCUGGAACACCUUCCAAUCCGACUCGCAGUCUGCAGACGUGGGUGUCGGGCAGGGCUCUGCUCUCUCGCCUGUUAUUUCAGGGCUGUUCAUUGCUCCGGUGAUGAAGCUCUUCUAUGUCAAGGCAGCGCCGCUUAACACGACACUGCUCUCCUUUGUGGAUGACGGGACCAUCUUGGCCCAAUCCAAACAACUUGAUGAUAAUAAUGUGGGCCUGCAUAAGGCCUACAAGAUUAUCUACCUUCUCUUUGUUGCCUUCGCGCUCGUUCUUGAACACGAUAAGACCGAGCUGUUUCACUUUUCGCGUCGACGAGACGCCUACAAUCCUUCACUGGACCUGGGGUACGCCCUGCAUACCAGUGCUACACCUUUGAAGCCCAAGACCUAA